UUGCUCGUCAUUCUUAACCUCACUUUUAAGCUGACCUCAACUUGCUUUCCCGUUUUAUACCCAGCAUCAACAUCAUCAGCCUUACAUAUAAGCCCGAGUCUGUCGAACCUUGACUAUCAUUGCUGCCGCCACCACCACCACCACCACCGUCAUCGUCAUCGUCAUCAUCACCAUUCCUGUUCUUCUGCUCCUUGAGCCUUUCAUGUAGCGCAGCAGAGUCUAUAACGAGAAAUCACAGCUACCAUGAGGAAUAACUCAUUUUUGAAGCCCACUCGUCCCACGACGAGUGGUGCCAUACCACCAUUUCCCAGACGACAAAUGUUGGUUCUAGCAAUCUGCCGGAUAUGUGAACCAAUCGCAUUUAUGGGUAUUUUCCCAUAUAUCUACUUCAUGAUUGAAGAUUUCAACAUCACCGAGGAUAAGAGCAAGAUCUCUUUUUAUGCUGGCAUGGUCACAUCUGCAUUCACCUUCGCUGAAUUCUCAACCGGCCUAAUGUGGGGGCGACUGAGCGACAAAAUUGGAAGGAAACCCGUGCUACUCACAGGUCUUAUUGGCACUGCGCUCAGUGUUUUAAUCUUUGGUUUUGCUCCUAAUUUGACCGUUGCUCUCCUUGCCCGCGCCGUGGGAGGUCUUCUGAAUGGAAACAUGGGAGUUCUUCAGACGACCGUUGCUGAGUUAGUGACUGCCAAGGAGCAUCAACCUCGAGCUUAUACCAUUAUGCCGGUUGUAUGGUGUCUAGGGUCAAUCAUCGGGCCCAUGAUAGGCGGUGCGCUUGCUCGCCCGUGUAUCAGUUAUCCCAGCCUGUUUGCACCUGGUACUAUCUGGGAUAGAUAUCCCUACCUCCUUCCUAACCUAUUUAGCGCCUUCGUUGUUCUUAUCGGGGUUAUCAACGGCAUUCUAUUCCUUGAAGAGACUCAUUCUGAGAAGAAGCAAAAGCCAGACCGCGGGCUGGAGUUGGGAAACUGGAUCCUUUCCUGCUUGCCGAUUUUCGGGAAAUGCGCAGAAUCACGAGACGAAAAAGCCAAAUUUUCUGAGAUGGAGACGCAGCCACUCAUCGACCACGAGGAGCAGUUGCCUGGAUACCGAACGAACGAGGCUACCCCGGAGAAUUCCCCACGCAUCCGAUCGGCUUCCGUACCUUCGAUUUCAUGGGAAACGCUUGACCUGGAAAGUAGCCGUGAGGAGUCAAGCCUUGGAAUUUCAAAGAUCUUCACCCGACCAGUAGUAUUAAAUAUCGUGUCAUUCGGUAUUUUGGCUUUCCACACAAUGACCUUCGAUCAACUUUUCCCCGUGUUCCUAAGCACGGCACCGCCAGAGAACAAGGUGCCAACAUCACUACCUUUCAAGUUUGUUGAUGGGUUUGGACUCGACAGCAAAACAAUUGGGAUCAUCCUAAGUGCCCAGGGGGCCUACCAGCUGCUGAUCAACAUGUUCCUAAUUCCUCCCGUUCUGAAACGAUUCGGCGCACGCCGCCUAUUCCGAUUUUUGGUCGUCAUUUAUUUCGCACUUUACUUGGUGACGCCGUAUCUGGUGCUACUUCCCGAGCAGUACCGCAUGAUGGGCGUUGGGAUGGUUCUUGUCUGGAAGUGCACAUUUGCGAGCAUGGCGUACCCGAGUAAUGCCAUUCUAACCGCCGACUCAGCACCGAGUCACCUAGCCCUCGGCACUAUCAAUGGUGUAGCAGCCUCCACAGCGAGUCUUUGCCGAGCAUUCGGACCAACCAUCUCUGGAAUUCUUUACGCCGUCGGCCUGCAGUCCGGUUACUCAGGCCUUGCGUGGUGGUGCAGUGCUCUGGUGGCCAUCAGUGGUGCGAUCGUCGGGUUUCAAAUCGAAGAGCCGCAGACUCACGCAGACACCACAACAGUCCCCGCGAAUAACGCAGAACUCAUUCGACCAGACACAGCCCCGGCCGCCGGUCAAGCAGCUCCCUUGCAGUCGGGAGCGUAAGUGGUUUCAUUCGGAGUCUUUGUUUCAUUUAGCGGGAUUCCAGGUAGAAUACAACAGGGCUUACUACAUUCGGGUUACGACAUUUAAUGACUUAUUCCUUUCGGCGCCGGAUCUUUCUGUAUCGGAUCAUCACGGCCUUGUCAUUCAUAUCUAUGGUUGGGAAAAGGGUAUUCUAUUAAUCACAUAGACUGGUUGGGCGACUAGAUUUUCUCUGUUCCUCGGAAAGGAACU
This is a messenger RNA of Hypoxylon fragiforme, 2178 nucleotides long. RefSeq names its product MFS general substrate transporter. Gene Ontology annotation, biological process: transmembrane transport. The transcript has 6 exons. Gene Ontology annotation, molecular function: transmembrane transporter activity. NCBI's taxonomy places the organism in Eukaryota, Fungi, Ascomycota, Sordariomycetes, Xylariales, Hypoxylaceae. Bases 244 to 1947 code for a protein of 567 amino acids. The record is from RefSeq and is a predicted model, not a curated record.